GCUGAAGGGACAACGUCAUAGCUCCAAAGCUCCCCAACGUCUCAGUACAAAGUUCUUCAACGUCAAAGUCCCAGUCCAGCGCCUGUGCCUCCAAUUGACAAUGGCAUCCCGCGCUCUCCGCUCUUCCCUCGCCAUCUCAAAAACAAGUCUGGCACCCUCCCUCUGCCAUGCCCGCCCAAUCGCCCUCCAUGGACACACCACCUACGUCCGACACUCACAAACGCGGUCAAUCUCCGCAUACGGCUACACUCAAGCCAAAGCGCUCACCUUUCAAGACUAUGGCGAACCCCCCUCAGUUCUUUCACUGCAUAAACAUUCCAUCUCCCCUCCUCACGGCGACCAACUUACCCUGCGCUUCCUAGCCUCCCCCAUCAAUCCCGCAGACAUCAACCAAAUCCAAGGCGUAUACCCUUCCAAACCGACCUUCACCACCGCCCUAGGAACCCCGAACCCCAUCGCAGUUGGUGGAAAUGAAGGUGUCGCCGAAGUCAUCGCAUUGGGAGAUAAGGCAAAAAGUGCAGGCUUCAAGCGUGGGGAUUGGGUCAUCAUGAAAGCCCCCGGGUUUGGAACAUGGAGGACACAUGCAAGCGCUACGAGUGGGCAAUUGUUGAAGCUGGAGGAGCAUGCGCGAGAGGGGAUAACCCCUAUCCAAGCAGGAACCGUGAGCGUCAACCCUUGCACGGCGUACCGCAUGCUGCGCGAUUUCUCACUGCUGAAGGAGGGUGACUGGUUUAUCCAAAACGGUGCCAAUUCAGGAGUCGGACGUGCGGCAAUACAGUUGGCGCGAGAGUGGGGACUGAAGAGUGUCAAUGUCAUCCGAGCUCGCAAGGACAGGGCGGCCGAAGACAAGCUGAAGCAGGAACUCAAAGAGAUUGGCGCUACUGUCGUGAUAACGGACAGUGAGCUGCAAAGCCAGGGCAUCAAGGACAUGGCGAAAGAAUGGACCAACGGCGGCAAGGAGCCCAUCUCCCUCGCUCUCAAUUGCGUGAACGGCAAGGCUGCGACCGCCAUGGCUAAGCUACUCUCCUCAGGCGCACACUAUGUCACAUAUGGGGCCAUGUCGAAGCAGCCGCUGACGAUUCCUGCUAGCCUGCUUAUCUUCAAGGACAUACACUUCCACGGUUACUGGGUGUCCAGGUGGAGUGAGCAGCAUCCCGAAGAGAAGAAAAAGACCGUUGAGGAAGUGCUUGAUUUAACUCGGAGGGGCAAAUUCAAAGAUAUGCCAGUUGAUGAAAUCAAAUGGGACUGGGAGACCCCCGGUGAAGAGCUGGUUGCGAAGGUGAAAGACACCUUGGAGGGGUAUCGGGAGGGUAAGGGUGUAUUUGUUUUUGGGCAGACGUAAGUGCAGGAAUCAACCGUCGACGAGAAAUCGGCAUUUCACUUUUGGAUCUGUCUUGCUCACGAAGAUGCUACG
This is a messenger RNA of Westerdykella ornata, 1414 nucleotides long. RefSeq names its product NAD(P)-binding protein. The record is from RefSeq and is a predicted model, not a curated record. Gene Ontology annotation, cellular component: mitochondrion. Gene Ontology annotation, biological process: fatty acid metabolic process. The transcript has a single exon. NCBI's taxonomy places the organism in Eukaryota, Fungi, Ascomycota, Dothideomycetes, Pleosporales, Sporormiaceae. Gene Ontology annotation, molecular function: trans-2-enoyl-CoA reductase (NADPH) activity. The coding region runs from base 101 to 1342 and encodes 413 amino acids.